AUGGAAGAGUCGAGCGCUCCUACGUCAAAGAAGGGCGCGAAGAAGGCCGAGGCCAAGGCGAAGAAGGAGGCUUUGAAAGCCCAGCGUGCUGCAGAACUCGCUGCCGCAGCCGCCGCCGUCAAUCUCGAGGACGACCCCGCCAAAGACAACUACGGGAACAGGCAGACCACGGCCUCGGCCUUCAGUCAGGACGCCCAAGAAGUCGAAAUACGCUCCAUUGACGAAACCUACAAUGAAAAGACGGUCAUUGUGCGCGCAUGGCUUCAAAAGUCUCGCGUACAGAGUGCCAAGAUGGGCUUUGUUGAGCUCCGCAAAGGGGGCAACUGGGACAUCCAGGGCGUCAUUAUGGCCUCUGACCAGGAGCCCCUUGUCAGUCGACGUAUGGUGAAAUGGGUAGCCAGCAUCAACCCCGAGAGCUUUGUAGCCGUCGAGGCCAAGGUGAAGAAACCUCUCGAACCCGUCAAGAGCUGCCGAGUCUCGGGAUUCGAGCUUCACAUCACAAAGUGUUUCGUGCUCGCGCCAGCUCCCGCCGUACUUGGAAUGACUAUAGGAACCGCAAGCCAGCCCAUCGUCAACUUUAGCGACGAGAGUGAACAGGCGGGAGAUGUUGACGCCGGGAAGGUUGCCGACGCCGCUUCCGAGCAUACGGCGCCAGCCGCAAGCAUGCUCACGCAUCUCGACAACAUUGCCAUGCACAAGCGCGCUCCCGUUCAGCAGGCCAUUGCGGAUAUCCGCAUCGAAGUGAAGAGGCUCUUUCGCUCAUACCUCGAAUCCCGCGGCUUCAAGGAAUUUGAACCGCCCUGCCUCAUCGGUGCGGCGUCCGAGGGCGGCGGAAACGUCUUUCGACUCGCAUAUUUCGGCGAGGAGGCCUUUCUUGCCCAGUCGCCCCAAUUCUACAAACAAUUCGAGAUUGCAGGAGGCAGGGAGCGUGUGUUCAGCAUAGGCCCCGUUUUCAGGGCCGAAAACUCCAACACGCCGAGGCACAUGACCGAGUUUACAGGGCUUGAUCUUGAGAUGGAGAUCAAGGAUUCUUACACCGAAGUUCUUUCCAUACUGGAGGGUGUGCUGUUGUCCAUCUUUCGCGGAAUCCAAGUCCGAUCCGUUUACCAUUCGGAACCGCUCCUCCUUCCCGAGCCAGGCAAAGAAGUCCGCUUAACCUUUGCCGAGGCACAAAAGCUUUUGCGAGAGGAAGGACCCCCCGAGUUCGCAAAUGUACGCGACGACGAAGAUAUGAGCACCCCUCAAGAGAAGGCCCUUGGCCAAGUCGUUCGUGCCAAGUACAAGACGGACUUUUUCGUCGUUGACAAGUUCCCUGAGACGGCGCGGCCGUUCUAUGCCAAGCUUGACGAUGCCGGUACUACGGUAGGGGAUGGUGUCCGUGUUACAAAUGCCUAUGACAUGUUCCUCCGUGGGCAGGAGGUGCUCUCGGGCGGUCAACGAAUUCAUGACCCGGUUGAACUCGAGGCCCGCAUCCGCGCCAAGGGUGUGGACCCGAAAAGUGGCGGCAUCAAGGAGUACUUGACGACGUUUCAACAGGUCGGUGUGCCGCCGCAUGGCGGAGGUGGCAUUGGUCUUGAUCGCGUGGUUGCGUGGAUUCUGGGGCUACCAAGCGUGCACCUCGCGGCGUAUUAUCCUCGCACACCCAAGAGACUGCUGCCAUGA
Messenger RNA from Metarhizium acridum CQMa 102, 1662 nucleotides. The record is from RefSeq and is a predicted model, not a curated record. NCBI's taxonomy places the organism in Eukaryota, Fungi, Ascomycota, Sordariomycetes, Hypocreales, Clavicipitaceae.